This is a messenger RNA of Alternaria atra, 813 nucleotides long. RefSeq lists its product as uncharacterized. The coding region runs from base 1 to 813 and encodes 270 amino acids. The transcript has 5 exons. The record is from RefSeq and is a predicted model, not a curated record. Lineage: Eukaryota; Fungi; Ascomycota; Dothideomycetes; Pleosporales; Pleosporaceae.
AUGGAACAUGGGAAAGAUACAAGUAGGAAAGAGAAAAACCGUGUAGAAAGCUUGGAAGAACUGAGUGCCGUCUUGAAGCAAUACUAUGAGCUAUUGAACUUACAAUCGCAAACGCUAGGUCUCCGCAAGCCUGGUGGUCGAAUUAUAUCCGCUUUCCGCGACUUCUUGAACGGGACGUCUUUCCGCGAUGAACAUGGCAAGCCUCAGCCUCUUCCCCUCAUUAGCGGGGCAGCGCAAGGCUUCCUAAACGAAGAACGUGAUCUUCUCAUGCUGGCCACACCCGUCGAAGAAGACUACCUCUCACUCUUCCUGCGCAAUUACUGGCCGUUCCAGAAGCGCAGAACUCAAGAUCCACUCGACCGCACGGCGAUAUACAAGAACUCGCACAUUGUGCGAACGGUAUCGGCAUUGAACAUGCUACUCGCUGCUAUUCUUUUGAUAGGCGCAAUUGUCAAUCUGUAUUAUGUCUCUAGCCCGAAAGCAAAGCUAGGUCUGGUAGCGAUGUACACUGCGCUCUUUGCGCUAAGUGUCGCGUUGUUGACAACCGCAAAGCGAGCGGAAGUCUUUGCUGCUGCUGCGGCUUAUGCGGCUGUACUUGUUGUGUUUGUAAGCGGGAAUCUAGGCGGUGCUACGACCGAACAAUGCCUUAUACAACUCGAAGGCGGCAUUUGGAAGACCGCCAUAGGUCCUUCGCCCGCGGGCUGGUUGUUCAUCGAAUCCUUCCGUGGCGUAACCCAAGCAAGUUACAUUUGGGACAAUCUGGCGGUCAAGACAAAGUUGUUCCUUCCAUGGAUGCAACCUUACCUAGCUUGA